This is a messenger RNA of Caenorhabditis sp. 36 PRJEB53466, 1702 nucleotides long. Lineage: Eukaryota; Metazoa; Nematoda; Chromadorea; Rhabditida; Rhabditidae. The record is from the annotation of a GenBank genome assembly.
AUGUUGGGUAGAAAGAUCGCCAGCACUUGUCUCCGAUCUGGUGUUCCGUCGGUUGCGGCGACGUCUUCCACGCCGGCCUCGCAGAAGCGUCACUCCCACACUAUCUGGUACCCGGAUGCUAAGUUCGAGCGUCAGUUCAAGGUGAAUUACCUGCAAAAAUUUCGGUUUCCAAUAAUUAUCGAUUUUCUCUGCAGACCGGAGGCACCCUCGGCAAGUUGUGGAUGUCGGAGCGCGUGUCGGAUUUCGAUGAAAAGAUUGGACUCGACAAGCUUGAGAAGUUGGCCUACUCGGAUCCAGUCAUGAGCGAUAAUUACUCUGGAAAGCACAGGUAGAGGAAUUUCAGAUAACCGUCCAAGUGCUGGAAUGAUGUCUGAUUACAGAGAGAAGAACCUUGAGAACAUGAUUCUCAACUUCGGACCCCAGCAUCCAGCCGCGCACGGUGUGCUCCGUCUGGUUUUGAAACUCGAAGGAGAAGUCAUCAUCAAAGCCAUUCCACAUAUCGGUCUCCUUCAUCGCGCCACCGAGAAACUCAUUGAGCACAAAACCUACACUCAGGUAAUCAAAUAAAAAUCAUUCACGCAAUCAAACUAAGAUAAUGCACUCAGGCUCUCCCAUACUUUGACCGUCUGGACUACGUCUCCAUGAUGUGCAAUGAGCAAGCCUGGUCGCUGGCCGUUGAGAAACUUCUCGGCAUUGACAUUCCUCCCAGGGCCAAGUACAUUAGAACCCUCAUGGGAGAGCUCACCCGCAUCCAGAACCACAUCAUGGGUAUCACCACCCACGCACUCGACGUCGGAGCCAUGACCCCGUUCUUCUGGAUGUUCGAGGGUACGUUACGCCAACUCCUGCUGAAACACCGUAAACAUUUUAAUAUUCCAGAACGUGAGAAGCUGUUCGAGUUCUCCGAGCGUGCUUCUGGAGCCAGAAUGCACGCCAACUACGUGCGUCCGGGAGGAGUCGCAUGGGAUUUGCCAAUUGGUCUCAUGGAUGAUAUCUACGACUGGGCCAUUAAGUUCCCGGAGCGUAUCGACGAGCUCGAGGACAUGCUCACCGAGAAUCGUAUCUGGAAGGCCAGAACCAUUGACAUCGGACUCGUCUCUGCCGCCGACGCUCUCAACUGGGGCUUCACUGGAGUAAUGGUCCGUGGAUCCGGAAUCAAGCAGGACGUGCGAAAAACAGCGCCGUACGAUGCCUAUGACCAAGUGGAGUUCGACGUUCCAAUCGGAACCAAGGGAGAUUGCUACGACAGAUACUUGUGCCGUGUUGAGGAGAUGAGACAAUCGCUGAACAUCGUCCACCAGUGCCUGAACAAGAUGCCGGCUGGGGAAAUCAAGACUGACGAUUACAAGGUGACGCCGCCGAAGAGAGGAGAGAUGAAGGAGAACAUGGAGGCGCUUAUCCAUCAUUUCAAGUUUUUCACCGAAGGUUUCCAAGUGCCACCAGGAGCCACCUACGUGCCGAUUGAAGCACCGAAGGGAGAAUUCGGAGUGUACCUUGUUGCUGACGGAACUUCCAAGCCAUACAGGUGAGAAAUGACGUUGUAGAACACAGUUUCAAUCUAAAAACGUUCAGAUGCUUCAUCCGUGCUCCAGGAUUCGCUCACUUGGCCGCUAUCCACGACGUCUGCUACAUGUCGCUCAUCGCCGACGUCGUCGCUGUCAUCGGAACUAUGGAUAUCGUGUUUGGAGAAGUCGAUCGAUAA